UUGUUCUAGCUGAGGUUUCCCGUUGUGGUGGCAUUAAGCAUGCGGUGGUACUUUCGUUGUUUGGAAGGCGGCUCUUGUAGCAGGAGUUUCUUGCAGUAUUUCCUGAUUUUUGAGGACAGUGACAGACAGACCCAAUCAGCAGGAACAUAUGGAUAAUUAAAGCUUCCAAAAAUGAGUCAUGAAUUGUUACCCUUCUUCUGGAAUCCACAAUUUGAGGAUGACAAAAGAAUCCAGCAAUGGAUUGUCUUAUUCUUACAUUUUGAAUCUGCACUGAGUGUCAGCUUGGUUUAUAUUCCCUGAAAAGCAAGUCAAUGCACAGCCUGACAAGAGGACAUGGGAUAUUGCUGUGCCUGGAACAACGAUCAGGUGUUUUGGCCACUUUCUACAUUGGGGAUGAGCAUUUGUGUGUUUUUUAAGCAAUAUCUCUGACUGUAUGCUCCAUGCACACCCACAGUACAAUGACCAGUUCUCAGGAGCCCCUGAGGUGGUCGUCUUCUACGACUGGGAUCACUAAGACCCUCAGUGAAAACAAAGAUUUCAGUGGGUUGCAUGGAGAACAUAUAUCCACUGGUUUUCAUUCUUCAUCCGAGAUUAUAGAAGAUGUACGAGACAAGAGCUUACUUCACAGCAAUGCAUCGGAGACCAUGAACAGCCCAGUUGUCACAACAGUAUUGAGCAGUGUAAGUGAGGAUUCCAGAGACCAGUUUGAAAAUAGCGUUUUACAGUUAACGGAACAGGAUGAAUUGGAAACUACUAUUCAUCAGGGCAACAAUGAUAAUAUAGGUGGAGGGACCAACAGUGGAACAGAUGAUAUCAAGAUCCAGUUCAACAGAUCAAGCAGUGGAAAUGGUGGAUUUCUUGAAGGACUCUUUGGCUGUUUGAAGCCGGUAUGGAAUAUUAUAGGGAAAGCUUACUCCACUGACUACAAGCUGCAGCAACAAGAUUCAUGGGAAGUUCCUUUUGAGGAGAUUUCUGAACUUCAGUGGCUGGGCAGCGGAGCACAGGGAGCUGUUUUCUUAGGUAAAUUCAGAGCAGAGGAGGUAGCCAUCAAGAAAGUGAGAGAACAGAGUGAAACUGAUAUCAAGCACUUGAGGAAGCUGAAGCAUCCUAACAUCAUUGCUUUCAAGGGAGUUUGUACUCAGGCACCCUGCUACUGUAUAAUAAUGGAGUACUGUGCUCAUGGACAACUGUAUGAAGUGUUGAGAGCAGGUAGGAAGGUCACACCUCACCUGCUUGUGGACUGGUCCACAGGGAUUGCUAGUGGAAUGAACUAUUUACAUCUCCAUAAAAUAAUCCACAGAGACCUCAAGUCACCCAAUGUAUUAGUUACUCACAAUGAUACAGUAAAAAUUUCAGAUUUUGGUACUUCUAAAGAACUCAGCGAUAAGAGUACAAAAAUGUCCUUUGCAGGGACUGUAGCAUGGAUGGCCCCAGAAGUGAUUCGCAAUGAACCUGUCUCUGAAAAAGUGGAUAUAUGGUCGUUUGGGGUAGUCCUGUGGGAACUUCUUACUGGAGAGAUUCCAUAUAAGGAUGUAGACUCCUCAGCCAUCAUCUGGGGUGUAGGCAGUAAUAGCUUGCACCUUCCUGUGCCCUCCACUUGCCCAGAUGGAUUCAAAAUCCUUAUGAAGCAAACAUGGCAAAGCAAGCCCCGAAAUCGCCCCUCUUUCCGACAGACUCUUAUGCACCUUGAUAUUGCAUCCGCUGAUGUGUUGGCCACCCCUCAGGAGACUUAUUUCAAGUCUCAGGCUGAAUGGAGAGAAGAAGUGAAGAAACACUUUGAGAAGAUUAAAAGUGAAGGAACUUGUAUACACCGGUUAGAUGAAGAACUUAUUCGUCGCAGAAGAGAAGAACUCAGACAUGCCUUGGACAUUCGUGAACAUUACGAGAGAAAACUGGAGAGAGCCAAUAAUUUGUAUAUGGAACUCAGUGCCAUCAUGUUACAGCUGGAGGUUCGGGAAAAGGAGCUUAUCAAGCGGGAACAAGCUGUGGAAAAGAAAUAUCCUGGGACUUACAAGCGUCACCCAGUCCGACCAAUAAUUCAUGCCAAUGCAGUGGAAAAAUUGAUGAAGAGGAGAGGAGUCUCCCACAAGUCUGGAGGUCAAACUAAACGGCCUGACUUGCUGAAGACUGAUGGCAUAUCCAGCACUGAAGUGGCACCUAGUGGCUCACCCCUUUCUGGAAGUCCCAAGAUGUCAGCACUCAACAGCAAAGGACGUUACCGAAGCAAACCACGCCACCGGCGAGGAAACAGCAAAGGCAGCUACAAUGAUUUUACAGGGAUUUUGAAAAACCAGCCAGCACAAGAUGACUUGGCCCAGCCAUCUCACCAUCAUCAGCACCACCCCCAUCACCAUGGGCAUCACCCCCGACUAAACAUCCAUGGACAAGAUAUAGCCAACUGUGCUAACAACCUUCGAUAUUUUGGCCCUGCUGCAGCCCUUCGCAGCCCUCUUAGUAAUCAUGCCCAACGAAGAAUGUCUGGUUCUAGCCCUGACCUUAUCUCUGCUGCUAUGGAAGCUGAUUCACGGAGAAAUCUGGAAGAGAAGGAGGAUGAGGAGGGCAAUGCUAAUCAUUGGGAAAGUUGUAAAGGAGAUACCUACAACCUCUGUCCACAGUGCAGAAUGGGGACAAACAGUGGAAACCAAGGACAAUCGCUUGAACCAGGGGCAGAGCAGUCUGAAGCACCAUCAUAUGCAAAUAUACAGUUUCCAGGAAAGAAUGUGGAAGGUGAAUUUAACAGCCACAGAUCAGUGUCAUCUCUUGGCUCCUCUCAUCUUGCAAACACUCCAGGACUGCCAUGUAAAACACGACCCAUCUCAAAGAGUGGCGAUGACUCUUCAGAAGAAGAAGGAGAAGUAGAUAGUGAAGUGGAAUUCCCACGAAGACAGAGGCCACAUCGCUGCAUCAGUAGCUGUCAGUCAUACUCCACCUUUAGCUCUGAGAACCUCUCCAUGUCUGAUGGAGAAGAGGGCAAUACCAGUGACCAUUCCAACAGCCCAGAUGAGCUGGCCAAUAGGCAUAAAGAUCACCGGGCUGAGAAGCUGGAUGACAUACUGUCACAAACUCCAGAAAUCCCCAUUGAGAUAUCUACCCAGUCUGAUGGCCUUUCAGAUAAGGAGAGUGCUGUCCGCAGGGUGAAAACGCAGAUGUCACUUGGCAAGUUAUGUCCAGAGGAACAUGGCUAUGAGAAUCCUGGAGAGUUUGGAGAAUCAGCUGGCGACUCUUCCGGUGGGGAAUGCUCUGAUGCAACUGUGAGGACCAGUAAAGCCUGCAGCUCUGCAACCUGGUAAUGAUGCAUCUCCUCCUUCAGUUGUUUUAUCAACUGGCAUUUUGAUUUCCCCCAAGAACCUCCUCUUCAUUCCUUCUCUGAGGAGGUGCAUCUCCACCCCAUCACCCAAAUGAUCUGCAAUAACUUGAAUCUUUGGAGAAAUGCUCUGAUGAAUUGGUUCUUCGGUGAGCAUUUCAAUCGCGAAUGGCAGGGAUGUAUUUUAUUGAAUAAUUGAGCUACUGUAUCAUAUUUUUUGGCAUUUUAACACUUUUUACUCUGAAGAGUGGACUAUAUCCAUAGACAAAAUAAUUGGCUGCGAAAAAAAAGUUCAGAAGACUAGCCAAUGAAGGACAAUAAUCUUUUUGAAUCUUAGAUGUCAUGCAUAACGCUAGGAUCAGAUGCUGCUACUUUGACAUGGGACCAGACCAUGUGGCUCUGAAAGACUGGAAAUAAAGGAAGUUAACUCAAUGACUUGGUCACAUCCAGUAAAGCAGUGGAUGAGGUUAUCUGUGAACAAAUGUCAUCAGUGUAACCAGUGUAACUUUUUCAAUAGGAAGGUGUUCACAUCACUGGAAAGGUAUAUCUUGAGACACUGCUCUCCUAGCAUGUGAGAGUGGGAGCUAAUUAUGUUUUUUUUUUAAUUGGCAUUUGGUUGGUUGUAACAUCCUGCUUGCUAUAUUGUAAUCUUGGCCUCUCUUCAGCAUUUUUCACCAUCACUAUGCCAUGUGAGAGCAGGAGAGUGGUUGGUGAACAGAGAAACAGAGAUGCUGUUGUGCUCACAGUUGCAUUCCUCUCCGUUCCAACCUGCCUUUUGUUUGCUUCCUUCAAUUAAAAAUAAAUCGAUCAAAUUCGUGAUGAAGAUCAAGAACUCGUAAGCCAUGGAAUGCACAUUCUGCACAUCUGGAGGACUCUCCUGAAAGAAGAAAUUUAACUGUUCCUACCAUAACUAAAACAUAAUAAGGAAGGAUUGUACUUGGAGGAUGCCAAGGGAAUAUUCUGGCCUGGAUCACACUAUUGGCCUCUACAGUUUGUCUGGUGGUGUUCUGGUAGGGAACACUGGCAACAUGUUAGGCUUGAUGAAGAAGUAACAUUGAAAUGUGAUGAGAAUGCCCUUCUUUUUGGGUCUGAGGGGAACCUAAGCCAUAUUUCCAUAUUGGUGAAUUCUGAACUGGAGAGGGCCCAAGACUAGUAAACAGGAUUUCACCUUCCUUCUGCAAUACCUCAUUCUUUCUAAGCAACUCACUGAGGUUUAAAAACAUGGCUCCUUUAACUGACAUGUCCAACAGGAGCAGAACAAAAACACUAAAAAGUUCUAAUUUGAUUGUAUAGCUGAAGUUUUGGCUGUGCCCCCAAUGUGUGUCUAGUUAAUUACAUUCAGGGAAGAAAGGUUCUUUGUCGAGUGUAAAAUUGUAUCCUAGCAGGAUCAAUAUUUAUAGUAGUGAGUAGCAGUUGCACCCCUUACCCUCCACCCCCAAAAUGAAGGGCAAAAAUGGGUUGCAUGAUGUCCUUCUGUUUGUUUACAUUUGAUGUGAUCUUUUAAAAAUCAAGUCUAGUGGCAAAAUGAAGGGAAAUUCUUAUAUAGAGAGCAGUAUUGUAUGAGUUAAAUUAUUUCACAUUUUAAAAUUCUGUAGCUGGACUACAUGGAUCUUAAGUUAUGUUAUUAUUUAUUUUAAUUUCUAUAAAUUAAAGGCAAGGUUUAUUGUAGCACAAUAUAUUGGUGGUCCCUGUUUAGUUGCCCCAUAGCUCCUUAUCCCAGGAGGAGUAGGAGCCAGGAUGUUUCCUUAAUGUUGUGCCAUAAUAACGUUUUUGUCGUGCUUAUCUUGCUGGAUGCAGUAGCCUACUUGGUGUAGGCCGGUAUCAGCAAGUUGAAGCAGUGCUGGGCUGCAUGUGCAUGGAGUGUGCAAUGGUUCGGGUGCAGAGCUGAGACAUCUUGACAUGCUUUAGCCUCCCAGAUGCAGUUCAGAAUGCUGAUUUAUCAAAAUGAAACAAAAAACAAAUAAUCCCUGUUCACUUGAGAUGAGUUUCAACUUCCCCUAAAGGCAAGAGUUCAUUAAGCUUAGUAUGCUGACGCUACACCACUGGUUCCCAAAUCCUUUCUCCCAUGAACCACUUGAAAAUUGCUGAGCUUCUCUGUGAACCAUCUCAUGAUUUUUCUGCCUGCUGUAGCAAUUGUAAUGCACUGUGCUAGGUGUAUGAUAUUUAAUUGUAUUUUUAUUGCUUUUGAUUUCUUCAAAUUGUAAUACAAUAAAAUACAAUAUAAGAAAUAAAAGAACCAAUAAAAUGCAAUUCAAAAUCAAUAUGGAUAUUUAAUAUAGACAUGCUGCAGACCACUUGCAUGAAGCUCACAGAUCACGAGUGGUCCAUGGACCAGAGUUUGGGAACCUCUGCACUAGAAUGAUCUGAGCUACAUUCACUCUGAAGGAAGUUCUGUCUGGCAGCUCAUGCUCUUGCCUAGCUUGAGGGUUAACGACUUUCUUUGGGGGGUCCUAUAGAUGCUGUUAAUUCCACAUCUAAAUAAAUGUCAUUCCUUUUGUGUAUGGACCAAGCUGAGGGAAAACAGGACAUUGCUUCACCUGUCAAAAAUACCACAAACCUUAUUCAGACACACAUCUUGGGUGUUUCUUUGGGAAGACUGUCCUCCUUUGCAUAAUUCAAACUGUAACAACUAUCAUACUGCCUUCAUUUAUUUGUCCUUUGAGUUUCACCCCUGUGGAUAAUUAUGCUGCUUUGUUAGUACUAACACAUUUGUGUUAUGGGUAUCUUACCCAAAAUGCUGUUGUCUAGAUUAUCUCUGUAUUGGUAAUUGUUUGCUUUACUAAUAACAUUUUCAAGCAAGCAGUUUGGUACCUCCCCCCCCCAGCAUAGAUACCAGUUUAACAGCUGAUGUGUUUGCUCAAUAGCCUGUUUUUUGAAAUAUGACAUGGUGAGGGGGAUGGUAUCAAGAAUGACAAAAAACUGCAUGUUGCUUUUCCCAUAUGAAACACAUAGUAUUGUUAGCCCUCUGCUAACUUUCUCCAACUAUCUCUCCUCUGAGGCAUUUUAUAUUAAUAUUUCUUGCCCUCCACAUACGCUUUAGAACUGUCAACACUGACAGGCAUGAGUUCUCUGAGGUCUUGGGCAAAGGAAUGUCUUGUGAUCUUUACUUAGAGGUAUUGAGCCUGGAGUCUUAUGUAUGCAAAGUAUGUGCUCUGCCACUAAAGUACCACCUCUCGCUAGGUCUCUACAUAAGUGAAACGUGUCUGAUUUAAUGGUCUCUUGUGUCUGUCAUUGGUUUCCUUUUGGUAUUUGCACACAGCCUGCAUCUGAAGAUGUCAUUAUGCACAAGGCAUUAUGUUGAGGGAAUACUUGAAAGUUUAAGGAAAAUUCAUUAAGAUGUGUCUUUGGCAAGCAGAGUCUCUUUCCCAUCAAUGUGUGCCCUGUGUUUCUUUUUAUUUUAAAGGAAAUCUAGUUUUGCUCUGAUCAUCCUAUCCCCAAAGGGCUUUUGAGAUUAAGGGGCAUUGUUUUAAGAAAGCGAAUGAAUUGGUGGUUUUAAAAAUGAGAUGUCAUAACUAGCAACUUGUGUUUGGGUGUGUCUAAUACUCAACUGCAGAACAUUCCAAUUUGUGACUUGUUCCAAUGAGAAAAUUCUUCCAGAAAUAUUUCUUUCCCCCCCAAAGUUGAACAGGUUUUGCUCAAUUGAGAGUCACUUAAAGAACUGAAAAUAUAAACAGAAAUACGAUUAAUAGGCCCAUCUCCAUGCUAUUUUGUCUUUUGUUAUCAGCUCUCAAUGUUAGGGUACUCCGAAGGGCACAAAUUUAUUUUGGUAAAUUUAGACAUUUUUAACAGAUAAUCUCAUAGCUACAGAGAGAUCCAAGUAGAAGGAAAACCAAGCUGAGUCAAGUUUUCUGAGUUAGAGAAAAGUAGUGGUACUGUUGAUAUAGUUAAUCUGAGGGCUGGGCUAUAUGUUAUGGCCACCAGCACAAUGGCCGAAAAUGCCAUACAUGUGAUGAAUUUUCUCCCUGCUGCUGCAAUGUCUAGGGACACUCACCACGUAAUGCAUUAUCAUCGUAUUGUGAGUUUCCUAGUUUAUGCUCCAUGUCAUUGACUGCUACAGGCAGAGCAAGUCAUGUGAUCAUGCCAUUUCAUGCAGGGAGGGCGAGAACUUGCCACAGGGAUGCUAUAGCAUGUAUCAUGUCCCUCAGCAGAGACAUGGUGUUGUACUAAUGUAUUACAAAAAUGCUGUACAUGUUGUGCCUCAAGAAGAUAGAAUUACUAACCCUAGAAUUUGGAUGGUGAACUGUGCUUCAAUAUUGGUUUAACAGAGGUGAGUUUUUAAAUGGUCAAUGUUCUCUUAGAGUAUGCAGGUUAUGUUUAAGUCUCUCUCUCUUAAAUGUGAGAGCUAAAUACUUUUUAAUGUGGAAACAGACUCUCAGGUAUUUGUGUGACUUUCGGCUCUUUAAAAGCCUGCUCUGUUCUGUAGGUCUAAUAAAAGGUACAGACUACCUACGUCUCUGGGAACAAUACUACACAGCACUAAAUAUUAAGAGACAUGGUCAGAACUAUGAUAGCUGACAAUACUGGUACAGAAAAGCACACACUGUAAUUGUCAUUUUCCCUAGACAGAAGUAUCAAAUUUACUGGUAGAAAGGGGUAGCCACCAUGUUUCUUCCACACAUUAUAUGGAGUUUGUGUUCAAGGAGCAAACAGCACAAGGAAUGCUUUCUUGGCACCAACAAAACAAAAUGGUGCAUUUUUGUUGAGGAUAGGAAAGUAAUCCAGUCUUUGUGUUAACACUCCAAUAGAAUCUUAGGGACUUUAAAGGAAUAGAUGGCCUUGUGCUGCAGUGUCUAGAUUUUGUUCUUAGAACUAAUUUCCCUUUAACAGAAAGCCAUACACUCAACAAAUCAUCUCAUUCAGAUUAAGCUAAAGUAUUGCCAUGUGUGCAGUCAUUGGUGCUCAACCUUCUUGCUGUGUUUUGACUUUUUGUGCAAGAGCAUUACAAUAUUAUAAUUGUCUGAUUAAGGGUUUGCCAAUAAUGGCAUAGCAAUCUUUAGUAUGUGUACAAUAAGCAAUGCAAACCAGAGACAACUUGAGGGAAGUUGCUUAAUAGGGUUAUUUUCACUAUUCAUCCUACAUUCUUAACAAGUGGGUCCAGCUAUGUCACAAUCAAGUGUUGUGGCUAAUGGGAGUUACUAGUUUAAAUGUCAUAUGAUAUGAAACAAUCAUUUAAUCUUCUUUGCUGUCUUUUCUCCCUACUCUAUGGCUUCCUGAAACAAACUUGAUUUUUUUGUUUUGAACAGUGUAUAAUAAUUGGGAACAAGACUAUCAAAACAGAUGCAUGGAAUAAAAAGCCAGUGUACCUCA
Molecule: messenger RNA, 8611 nt
Organism: Rhineura floridana
Lineage: Eukaryota; Metazoa; Chordata; Lepidosauria; Squamata; Rhineuridae
Gene: MAP3K13
Product: mitogen-activated protein kinase kinase kinase 13
Exons: 16
Coding region: 441-3290 (949 amino acids)
Biological process (GO): JNK cascade; protein autophosphorylation
Molecular function (GO): ATP binding; JUN kinase kinase kinase activity
Source: RefSeq, a predicted model, not a curated record